CCAUCAGCUUCGAGCAGUCAAUUUGUCAAUUCACCUCUAGUUUGGUCGCAGUCGCAACUUUUUAACAUAAAAAUGCAGAACAUUGAUUUAGUCAACCGAGAUCCCAACAACAUCAACGAUCACAUCGGGGUUGAAUUUGAAGAUAUCUUGGCCGAACCUGAUGGUGCUCACAGUAUAGAUUGUGUUUGGAAAGCUUCUUAUUGUUGUUUUAAUUUCUGGAAGAAUUUCUGGUAUAAAUUAGCUACUCUAUGUUGUGGAAUCUGUAUAGCUGCUGAAUGGGGCUGUGAAUUUGCUAGUAUCGCCUUUACUCAUGUUUGGUUUAUUACUCCAUUAUUUAAAGUAUUAGAAAUAGAAUGUGGCUGUUUAAAGAAAUUUUAUGGAAUGUGUGUCCAUUGUUGUUUAGAUCCAUGCUGUGAAUCUGUUGGACUCAUGUGUAAUGCCUUUAAAAAGGAAUAGUGUAUAAUAAUGACCCACAGGAAUGAAUGAAGAACGACCAUUCUUUCUCUAUGGACAACGCGGAUAUUCACUUUUUAGAGCCCCUGGCUCAACAAAAUCUGAACCCUGUGUUCAAUUCAAAGUGUAAAUGAACGGCCAUGUAUACCCGACUGUUCAUCCCAGUUCAAUUAACUUUCAAAUCUAAGAUCAUAAAAUAUUUUGUAAUUUCGUGAUAAGAUAUCUAAUAUAUCUUUGUAAAUAUAAAGUCAAAAUAUUGUGGUCUCAGCUUUGAUAUACAGUUUUUUGAUAAAUGACAUUUAAGUUUCCAUAUUUUUCAUAGAAAUUUGCCAAAACCGUGAUAAAUCUUAUUGUAUAAUGUAUUUAUAUUUUCCUGUUGUCAAUAAUUAUCUUAUUUAUUAAACAAAUUUGAAUUCUCCUUAUUC
Molecule: messenger RNA, 878 nt
Organism: Lottia gigantea (owl limpet)
Lineage: Eukaryota; Metazoa; Mollusca; Gastropoda; Lottiidae
Exons: 2
Coding region: 73-456 (127 amino acids)
Biological process (GO): caveola assembly
Cellular component (GO): caveola
Molecular function (GO): molecular adaptor activity
Source: RefSeq, a predicted model, not a curated record